Molecule: messenger RNA, 1075 nt
Organism: Leptonychotes weddellii (Weddell seal)
Lineage: Eukaryota; Metazoa; Chordata; Mammalia; Carnivora; Phocidae
Source: RefSeq, a predicted model, not a curated record
GCCGCGGGGCCGUCCCUCCCGCGCUCCCCGGCGGGCGCUCCUUCCCUGACGGCGCUGGAGGGCCCGGCGGCGGCCCACGAAAGCCAUGGCGCUGCCGGCCUGGCUGCAGCCCAGGUACAGAAAGAACACCUAUCUUUUCAUCUACUACUUAAUCCAGUUCUGUGGCCAUUCAUGGAUAUUUACCAAUAUGACAGUGCGGUUCUUUUCAUUUGGAGAAGAUUCCAUGGUUGACACUUUUUAUGCUAUUGGUCUUGUGAUGCGCCUUUGCCAGUCCAUUUCCCUCCUGGAGUUGCUGCACAUCUGUGUUGGCAUUGAACCAAACCAUCUCUUUCCUAGGUUUCUGCAGCUCACAGAGAGAAUAAUCAUCCUCUUUGUGGUGAUCACCAGUCAAGAGGAAGUCCAAGAGAAAUAUGUGGUGUGUGUUUUAUUCAUCUUUUGGAAUCUAUUGGAUAUGGUUAGGUAAGGAGGCAAAAUAAUCUCUUAAAUCCAAGUUGCUUUUCUGUUAGUAAUAGCUGCCUACAUUUGGUUACCCUGAAAUUCCUUCUCUGUUCUUUAAACAGCAUUUGCCAUCUAUCAGUCGCUGCCUUAUUUUGAAUCAUUUGGCACUUAUUCCACAAAGCUGCCCUUUGACUUAUCCAUCUAUUUCCCAUACGUGCUGAAAAUAUAUCUCAUGAUGCUCUUUAUAGGUAUGUAUUAUACCUACAGUCAUCUUUACUCAGAAAGAAGAGACAUCCUCGGAGUCUUUCCCUUUAAAAAGAAGAAAAUGUGAAGCACUGCAUUCCGAUGUGACAUAAGAAAAAAAACAGGCUUGUGGACUCAGCUGCAACAAACAACACAGGAAGCAUUCUGGUGGGUGCUACUUGACCCAGCUCCAUGACAUAAUGGUUCUCCUCAAGCUUGAGACAAAUCACAGCAGUCUGUUAACCUCACAUAUUUUCAAAACGCAUAUCCUGCACAACCUACUUUACCAAAGCUGUGGCUUUUAUACAAGUAUUAUUUUCCUGUAAGGUGAAUGAGAAAUAGAUUAACUGGAAUGGAUUCAAUUAAACUGAGAAACCAAACUUGUUAGCCGGAA